Messenger RNA from Rhineura floridana, 1782 nucleotides. RefSeq names its product vomeronasal type-2 receptor 26-like. Gene Ontology annotation, cellular component: membrane. The transcript has 3 exons. Gene Ontology annotation, biological process: G protein-coupled receptor signaling pathway. Bases 1 to 1782 code for a protein of 593 amino acids. Gene Ontology annotation, molecular function: G protein-coupled receptor activity. Lineage: Eukaryota; Metazoa; Chordata; Lepidosauria; Squamata; Rhineuridae. The record is from RefSeq and is a predicted model, not a curated record.
AUGGUCCCCAACGAAGAAGCCCAGUACCCAGGGAUUGUCAAGCUGCUCCUGCACUUCAGAUGGACGUUCAUUGGUCUCAUUGCUCCAGACACUGACAAUGGAGAGAGGUUCAUGCAGACCUUGACGCCUCUGCUCAUCAAGAGUGGUGUUUGUACUGCCAUCUCACUAAGCAUCCCAGGACUGAAUAUGAAAGGAGGAAAGAUGGGUUUUUUUCAAUUCCUCAAGUGGAGACAAGUCCAUGUAUUUGUUUAUUAUGCAGAGAUGACUUACUUCUUAGAUGGAAUUUUAAUGAUACAACAGGUAGUUGAAAUGUUAAUAAAACCCAUUGUAGGGAAAGUCUGGAUAACAACGGCUAUGUGGGAUGUCUCCACAGAAUUGAUGUAUAAUGUCAUACCUUUCCAACACAUUCAUGGUAUUUUUUCCUUCCUUAUUGAGGCAAAGAAAAAGUCAAAAUAUGAUGAUUUUGCACCUUUUUUCUUUGCUAUGAAGGGGUUUGUGGAGAAAUCUUUUAACUGUACAUAUUUAAAACAUGAAUUGUCUGUGAAAGGCUGGACAAGAUGCAGAGGGAGAGAGGACCUGGAAAUGUUUCCCCAAGAUGACCUGGAAAAAGUCCUCUCUUUAGACAGCUACAUGAUUUACAACACGGUCCAAGCUGUGGGACGGGCCUUAAAUGCUGCAUAUUCAUCUACCUCCAAGUGGAGGGUGAUGGACAAGGUGGAAACUCAAAGGCUACCGCCAUGGCAGACCUUGCCUCUUUCCAGGUGUGUGGAAAGCUGCCGUCCUGGAUUUGUCAAGGUGGUUCAGGAAGGAAAGCCACUUUGCUGCUACGACUGCCUUCCCUGCCCAGUGGGGACCAUCUCCACUCAAGAAGAUGCAAAUCGUUGCACCAUUUGCCCAGAAGAUCAGCAUCCAAACAAAGACCGAGAUCAGUGUAUCCCAAAGACUAUCACCUUCCUGGCCUAUGAAGAAUAUUUGGGGUUUCUCUUGACUUCCUUUGCCCUAUUCCUCUCCUUCACCACAAGCAUUGGGUUAGGAAUCUUCAUUAAAUACAGAAGAACUCCAAUAGUCAAAGCCAACAACCGGGACCUCUCCUACAUCCUCCUCGUCUCCCUUCUGCUUUCCUUUUUGUCCUCCUUCCUCUUCAUCGGUCGGCCAAGGAAAGCGACCUGCCUUCUCCGACAAAUGGCAUUCAGCAUCAUCUUCUCAGUUGCUGUCUCUUCUCUUUUGGCAAAAACCAUCACUGUGGUGCUGGCCUUCCUAGCCACAAAACCAGGGAACAGGGUGAGGAGAUGGCUGGGAAAGAGUUUGGCCAACUCCAUUGUCAUUUCCUGUUUCAGUAUUCAAGUUGUCAUCUGUGCCAUCUGGCUGGGCAUCUCUCCCCCAUUCCCAGACUCUGACAUGCACUCUGAACUCGGAGAGAUCAUGCUGCAUUGCAAUGAAGGGUCUGUCACCAUGUUUUACAGUGCCCUUGGCUACAUGGGCUUCCUUGGUGCCAUCUGCUUCAUGGUGGCUUUCCUAGCCAGGAAGCUGCCUGGGGCCUUCAAUGAAGCCAAGCUGAUCACCUUCAGCAUGCUGGUCUUCUGCAGUGUUUGGGUGUCCUUUGUGCCCACCUACCUGAGCACAAAGGGGAAAUACAUGGUAGCCGUGCAGGUCUUCUCCAUCUUGGCCUCCAGUGCUGGGCUUCUGGGCUGCAUCUUCAUUCCCAAGUGCUACAUUAUUGUACUCAGGCCUGAACUCAAUACAAAGGAGCAUCUGACAAAAAAACCUAGUGAUACCAUUUGA